UCCGGCGUAGAAAGAGUCCAUGCUUGCUCUGCUUCAGAAAACAUCGACAAUUGCUCUAAAUCAACUGGAUAAAGUCACAUUUUAAACAGUCAGCAGGAUGUCCAGUUCGGACGUGUCCUCCUCUCCCAAAUCAACACAGGCUAAAACCCAACAUCCUGACAACAACUCCAAACCAGUAACCAAACAGAACCCUGUCCCUGCCUCCCCUCCCCUCCGUGGUCUGAAGCUGGCCCCCCACAGGGUGCUGGAGCAGGCACAGCAGAGGGGCAGGCUGAAGUGUUCUAGCUGCGGAGGCUCCCGGAUGUUCUUCUGCUACACCUGCUGUUCUUUAGUGGGCGUCAGCCAGCAGGAAAUCCCCUCCGUCAAGCUCCCUAUAAAGAUUGACAUCAUCAAGCAUCCCAGUGAGGUUGAUGGGAAGAGCACAGCCAUACACGCCAAGAUCCUCGCUCCUGAUGAUGUCACCAUCUACACCUACCCCUGCAUACCUGAGUAUGAAGAUGAAACAGACAAAGUAGUGCUGGUGUUCCCUGGUCCUGGAUCAGUCUCGGUGGAGGAGAUGUCACAGAGAUUACAGAACCUGGCUGACAUGAAGUCAGCUGCCUCCCCAGAGAAGGAACCUUCCCCGAAGAGGCCCAGAGCCGAGGAGGCGCCAGGGGCCACACAGCAGGCUGAGGGACAGACAUCAGGGGCCACGCACACAGAAGAGAGGGGAGGGGAAGCAGGGUUAGAGGGCCAAACUGAGACACCAGGGGCCUGUCCCCUCCAGAGAGUGGUGUUCAUCGACAGCACAUGGAACCAGACCAACAGAAUCAUCACAGAUGAGAGACUACAGGCGUUGCUCCGUGUGGAGCUGAAGACCAGGAAGACAUGUUUCUGGCGCCAUCAGAAGGGUUCUCCAGACACCUACCUGGCAACCAUAGAGGCUGUCUACUACUUCCUCAAGGACUACCAGGAGUUGUGUCUGAGACAGGAGUACACAGGACAGUACGACAACCUGAUGUAUUUCUACUGUUACCUACACACACUGAUCAACAAUGCUAAGACAACCGCUGGGAGAUGCUGAGACUGCAGGGAGGAGAGAGAGACAGAGAGAGGCCAAAACUACCGCAGGAAGACGGUGAGACUGGAGACAAGAACCUACCUACACACAAUCACCACCAAGGCCAAAAAAUAUAUAAUCGCUGACAACCUUUUUAUGAGAGUAAAGUAGGUCAGAUAAAAUGUCACAACAGGCCUGAUGUAAACUUUCCAAAUGUCGACAAAACAAUACUCUAGACAAGGUGGGGUCUUUUUGUGUCGGUAAAAUGUAUUAUGCGAGAAAUGGCGGUGGAAACGCUUUUAGGCGCAAAUAUUGUGAUAUGUCGAUAUGCAUUUUAUUAGGCUACAGGUUAAAUAUGUUAUGAACUUCACAGGGUGGUGAAAGUGCAAGGUGAUGAGCUUGAUGCUUCUUUCCAAUAAAUAUUGGGGGUCGUAUUCUGGUGAUGAUCGAUGCUUUGCUGCCGUUUGACAAAUAAAAAAUAAUCUCGCUCUUUCGUCCAUAAUAAUCUCAUCACGUAGGCUAUACCCACACUG
Molecule: messenger RNA, 1572 nt
Organism: Coregonus clupeaformis (lake whitefish)
Lineage: Eukaryota; Metazoa; Chordata; Actinopteri; Salmoniformes; Salmonidae
Gene: dtwd1
Product: DTW domain containing 1
Exons: 5
Coding region: 98-1063 (321 amino acids)
Biological process (GO): tRNA modification
Cellular component (GO): nucleus
Molecular function (GO): tRNA-uridine aminocarboxypropyltransferase activity
Source: RefSeq, a predicted model, not a curated record